AUGGCAAACGCGAACGGAGCUGCCAAGUCGCUGGAGGACAUGCUGAAAGAGAGUAAGGGCUGGCCUGGCCGCAUGCACUUCCAAUUUGACUGGCUACUGACCAAACGAAGAUCGCGAGAAGCAGAAGGCGCAGAAACUUGCGGAGCAGAUCUUCGGCAGACGCUCCAAGACACCCGCAGGACCCAAGCCCAAACCUGGCCCUGGUGCUAGCCUUGCUAGCCGGGUCGGAGUUGCAAAGGUAUUCCGACAACAUGUCUGAGGCUGGGAUGGGUCAUAUGGGCUCACACGUCUUCAGCGUACCGCGUCACUACCUCGAACCAACAGCGCUCCGCCUCGCAACCCGCGCAACGCAGCUCCACAACACUUCAACCGCCCUCCACGAAACGAGAACCUCAACCACAGACCCUCCUACACGCAGCCUCUAUCCGAUCCAGUGCCCGUGGGCAGGAGCAACGGAGCUCCUGUGUUCGAUGCAGCACCAGCGAAUGGCAGCGGUGUCAGCAUACGAGGCGCCGCUGCGUUGCCGAACGUAGUCAUUGCCUCCAAUUUCGCACCUGGUACGAGUGCUGCCGACAUUGAGAGCGUUAUGCUGGACGUGGGAGGCCAGAUGACUGAAUGCCGACUACUGACGUCUCUUCCUACCGUGGUUGCGGAGAUGACUUUCGUGGACAAGGCUGGCGCGGAGACCGUCAUCAACACAUUCAACAACAAGAAGGCGGAUGGUCGGACCUUGCACGUGUACUGGAAACACUCUGGAACUGGUCCUCGCGGCGUCGAAGCUGAGCCAGAACCAGCGCCAUCUGCUGUUGAAGACACCAUGGAGGUCGACGAGAACGCCGAGGCGCGCGAGGCCGAGAACCGUCUUCGCGAGGAACGCCGCGGUAACAACGCACGCGAACCGAGAGACGGCUAUCCAGCUGGCCCCAAGGGAGAUCGAGGAUACGAGGAUGACUACUACAGAGGUCCAAGGCGCGCAGAACCCGCGUGGCAAGAUGGCAGAUACGGUUUCGGUGGUGGUGACAGGUAUGGGCCAAGAGGCAGAUAUCGUGACGAGGGUCGCAUGUAUUCGGACCGUAUGGGACGUGGUGGACAACGCUGGAGGCCUUGA
Molecule: messenger RNA, 1108 nt
Organism: Lecanosticta acicola
Lineage: Eukaryota; Fungi; Ascomycota; Dothideomycetes; Mycosphaerellales; Mycosphaerellaceae
Source: the annotation of a GenBank genome assembly